Bufo gargarizans (Asiatic toad) is the source of this 1163-nucleotide messenger RNA. RefSeq names its product dehydrogenase/reductase 7C (gene DHRS7C). The transcript has 7 exons. Lineage: Eukaryota; Metazoa; Chordata; Amphibia; Anura; Bufonidae. The record is from RefSeq and is a predicted model, not a curated record. Gene Ontology annotation, molecular function: all-trans-retinol dehydrogenase (NAD+) activity. The coding region runs from base 108 to 1043 and encodes 311 amino acids. Gene Ontology annotation, cellular component: sarcoplasmic reticulum membrane. Gene Ontology annotation, biological process: regulation of release of sequestered calcium ion into cytosol by sarcoplasmic reticulum.
UAUCCACCCUCUGGUCACUGGGCCGGGGACAUCCGAGGAGGAGACUCUCAAGGACUGUGUGAUCUACUGCAGAGAAGAACCAUCUCUGGGGGCAUUUACUGUUAAAAAUGGGAUUCAUUACUUUUCUUAUUUUACCGCUGCUUAUCCUUGGGAUAAGCGGCAUCAUUUACAUCUAUCGAGAAGUUGUACGACUGAUGUCCAGAUCAGCAGUGAAGAACAAAGUGGUUGUGAUUACCGAUGCGGUUUCGGGACUGGGUAAAGAAUGUUCCAGAGUCUUCCACUCGGCUGGAGCUCGUCUGGUUCUCUGUGGAAAAACGUGGGAGAAACUGGAAGCUCUACACGAUGCCCUGAUAAGCGUCGCCGACCCCAGCGUGACUUUUACCCCCAAGCUGGUUCUCCUGGACAUAAGUGACGUCAACAACAUCGAAGCCACUGGUAAAGAAAUCCAGGAAUGCUACGGCUGCGUGGACGUGUUAAUUAACAACGCCAGCAUGAAGAUAAAGGGGCCGGCCCACAGCGUCACCCUGGAGCUGGACAAGAAGAUCAUGGACGCCAAUUAUUUUGGCCCCAUUACCUUAAUUAAAACUAUUCUUCCUCAUAUGAUUUCUCGAAGGACGGGACAGAUUGUUCUAGUGAAUAACAUACAGGGAAAACUGGGCGUUCCCUUUCGUGCGGCCUAUGCCGCAUCGAAACACGCCAUUCAGGGAUUCUUCGACUGCCUGAGAGCCGAAGUGGAGGAGUUUGAUGUGUUUGUCAGCACCGUCAGCCCUACCUUCAUCCGGUCAUAUCACGUCCAGCCAGCCUCCGGGAACUGGGAAGCUUCCAUCUGGAAAUUCUUUUUCAGAAAGCUGUCUUAUGGCGUCCACCCAGUGGAGGUGGCUGAAGAGGUUCUGCGCACGGUCAGCAGGAGGAAACAAGAAGUUUUCAUGGCGAACCCCGUCCCCAAGGCCGCACUUUAUGUCAGGACCUUCCUCCCAGAACUUUUCUUUGCUGUGGUGGCCACAGGGGUGAAGGAAAAGCAUUUUGUGGAAGAGGAAAAGUAAAUCUAAGGCCGAUUAUAGGGAAUUGUGCCUUAUAAUUCUCACAUCGAGGAUUCAAAAAGAUAAAUAUCAAUAAGAACCUGCCUUAAAAUGAAUUCAGUGCUGAUUACAUACAUAAUCUGG